AUGGUUGGAGAUGCGGCUCCUCAGGCGACAAACCAGCAUCCACGCAUGGAAGCCGCCAUGGAUCUUCCAGUUGUGGUUGAUUCGUACAAUGAUGAAAUGGUCUCCCAAGAACUAGAGCAAAUGAGGAGUAUAUUGGAAGAGGCGAUUUUGGAAACACGCAGCAUGCCUCUCGAAAAUCGACCGCGACUUCCCCGCAUACCCCUUAGCAAGCGAAAUCGGGCUGUCGUGAGGGCUCUUAACCCAAUGCUGGUAACCUAUUUGGAAGCCAGCCGAGACCUUUGCGAGACGGACUCAGUUUUUUUGGCGCCGCAGUAG
Molecule: messenger RNA, 315 nt
Organism: Parnassius apollo (apollo)
Lineage: Eukaryota; Metazoa; Arthropoda; Insecta; Lepidoptera; Papilionidae
Source: the annotation of a GenBank genome assembly